This is a messenger RNA of Cercocebus atys (sooty mangabey), 8575 nucleotides long. It is a transcript of the gene WIPF1, whose product is annotated as WAS/WASL interacting protein family, member 1. The record is from RefSeq and is a predicted model, not a curated record. The transcript has 10 exons. NCBI's taxonomy places the organism in Eukaryota, Metazoa, Chordata, Mammalia, Primates, Cercopithecidae. Bases 4111 to 5622 code for a protein of 503 amino acids. Gene Ontology annotation, molecular function: actin binding.
UACCAGAGACUGGGGAGGGAGGGGAAGAUGGGGUCAACAGGUACAAAGUUACAAUUAGAUAGGAGGAGUGAAUUCUGGUGCACUCUUGCACAGUAGGGAGACUGUGGUUAAUGGUAAAAUAUUGUAUUUUAUAAAAUAGCCAGGAGAGAGGUGUUUGAAUAUUCUCAUCAUAAAUAAAUGAUAAAUGCAUGAGUUAAUGGAUAUGCUAACUACCCUGAUUGGAUCAUUAUACAAUAUACAUAUGUAUCAGAAUAUCAUAUUAUACUCCAUAAAUAUGUACAGUUACAAUGUCAAUUUUAAAAAUGAAAUUAAAUAGACUCCCCCGUUUUAAUUUAUAUCAAUAUCUGUAUUUUAUCUAUAUUUAGGACUUGAUGAGAAUUUGUAGCUUGAGGUAAAGUUAGAAUGUGUUUGUAGUAGAAUGUACCUUGGAAUUUUUUAAUGUCUGCACAUGCUAUACAUCAAACUACUUUAGUCAAAAUAUUUGUUCAGUGGGAAAAAAAUCAGUGAAAAUAAAUUAUAUAUCUUAGUCCAAACAAAAAGUAAUUGACUGAUCUAUUUCCUCCAUUCUCAGAACACCAUCAACUAUAAGGUGUAACAUCAAUUAAUAACAGGUAAGGAGGAAAAAAAGACAUGACAUUAAAUGCACACUUCGAUUCCAGGAAUGUUAAAAUAUGUGGGGAAAAAAACAGUACCAGCACAGCCAUGUAUCUUGGGAUUAAGCCAGUGCAGAAUUCCACUCACUUGGUAUUAUGGUGUAUUGCAGCUGGUAGAGGCCAGGUAGGACUAAUUUUAUGAAAGUAAUUAAACAAAAUUUUUUAGUAGUACACAUGAGCAGAACUAAUUAAAAUUGAAGACAUGUUUUCUCAGGCCCAUCAGUUUAUUUUUGUAUUCUUUUGUCAAAACAAAACAAAAAAAGAAACCAAAAUCAUGAACAGUUAGGGAGGUACUAUACACGGUGAGCCUGGAGCAUCUUGUAGUGCUGGAAAGUGAGGAAGUACUUAAAAACAAAACAGAAAAAAAUAUUGAUAGGAGUAUGUCAAAGGAGCACAGAAACCAAUGGUAAGAGCUCCCAGUGGCCAAAGCUGGAACAGUUUGAGCAACAGAAUAAAGUACUGUUGAAUUAAAAUGCAAAGCAUAAAAUAAAUACCUGUGCAGCCAUACUGGUAUAAAUAAAUGAUUGAAUACAUUAAUAAAUGUGUAUAAGAGACAAAUCUUCCAUGCAGAAGGAUCCCAAAUAAUUUAUAUAGACACUCUACCCCGAAGGACUUUCUUCCAAAGAGUAUGAUAUGGAAAGGUGGGGAGAAGCAGCGAGCAGCUUUACAGUGGAGAAACCCGACAUGCACUGCCUCAGCCAGGUGAUCAAGGCCAACACCAGCAGUAUUAAAUCAUGUGGAUAGUACAUAUACCUGAUGCGAUGUGACUAAAAUGACACUUUACCUCCUCCAAAUAACCCAUAGCCCCAGUCUUAUCAAGAGAAAAAACAAAUCCCAAUUGUGGCACAUUCUACAAAAUACCAGAGCAGUAUUUCUCAAAACUGUGACGGUUGUCAAAAACAAGGAAAGCCUGAAAAGUGGAGCGUAAGAAGACACGAUGACUAAAUGUGAUGUGGAGUCCUGGAUGGGAUCCUGGAACAGAUAAAGGACAGUAGGUAAGAACUAAGGAUAUCUGAAUAAACCGUAGACUUUAGUUAAUAAUUAUGUAUCACUAUUGGUUUAUUAAUUGGUACUUAGGUAUCAUACUAAAUUUAAGAAGUUAAUAAUACGGGAGACUGGGCGUAGGAUAUAUGGGAACUCUGUACUGUCUUCUCAGUUUUUCUAUAAAUCUGUAACUGUUCUGAAAUAUAAAGUGUAUUAAAAUUUUUAAAUGCCUAACCAGAAAAAAAAAAAAAAAAAAAAAAAAAAACAUGGACAGAAAGCCAGGUUAGGGAUUUUAAUGGAAAAUUAUAAAGCAUUUUAUUAAGGCCUUUAAAAAUUCCACACAGAACACGGCUUAAGCAGAACAUAUGCGGCUGCUUAGUUGAAAAAUGGAACUGGCAGCUUAACCCAGAAUGUGAGACUUCUAAAUACAUUCAAAUUGAGUCAUCAUCAUUUUUCAUCUAUGUAGUAUUUUGUUUUUCCAAAGUUCUUGCAAUUUCUGACUCCAAGAUGGCAAAAUUUUACCAUUAUUCCUGUUUUAAAGCUAAUGCCAUGUCUAUAGCUCGGACAGCCAUUUUGACUCAAUUGUCUAAUCUAAAUGUCAAUUCAAUCAGAAAACCAGCCAUCAGCUGUCAAAAUGGUAAAAACAGAUAUGUGUGUUUUCAAAGCCAGAAGUGCAAUCAUGUGGUGAGACUUCAGGGUUUUACUGUUGUCCACAGUUCUGAGUCCCAGGACUGGUUUCCUUAGUAUUCUCCCAUGGAAAACUUCAUCAGGGAAUUAUAGGGUAAUAUUUUCAAGACUUGGAGUAUGUCUACAGUUACCUUUCUAAAAAACAAAAAAGAUCCCUUUAAAAACAUUUUUUAAAAAACAAUCAUGCCAAGGUAGCCAAAUAGAAACAACUUUGGGGUUUUUGCAGUCAAGUCUUACAAAUUGUGGAAUAUUCCCCUUGGUCCAGGAGAUCAUUUGACUGCCACACACAACUUCCUAUAUCCACAAAUUCCAGUAUGUUUGGACCCUCCUGAUGGCUAGGGGAAUCACAAAAAGAAACAGAAGGCACCAGUGAGCAGAACAAGAAAGCUAGAUAUGGUGCCCUUGGGCUUGUUGCUUAGUCCCUGCCCCAGCUCUCCUCCAGCCUCUCCAGCUGUACAGGGCAGAGAGGGUCACAGCUGGCACUCUCCUGGUGCUCUUGUCGGGCCAACAUCAGAGCCCCCAUGGCCAGGACUCACACACUGCCAGGAACCCAGCUCCAUUCCGGAGGAAGAUGAUACCCAGCUCUUUCAAGGGAAACCAAAAGGCUGGUGUAUUUUGGAGGUCAGCAAGAGGGAAAUGUCUCCCAGUUAUUUAGCCCUGGAAGGCUGAGAAUACAUUGGUUUUGUUUUCUGAACCAACAGUUGGGGCACACUGUCUGACAGCAUGACCACAUGUGAACUUGAGAGAGUCCCAGGAAAUUCAGGGUGUGUAGCCAUGGUUGAUGCAGGAUCCAGAAAUAUGAACCAAGGCCUGAGUGUGCUCCCUUGAUGGUGGUGCCCUCCAGAGAGGAGUGUGGGGACGUCCUGGGUGCAGCACCAUCAAGGGCCCUUCCUCAGCUGCCCUGAGGGUGGCAUUCCCACGGGCUGACCUAAUGACAGCAGAGCACCCAAGCCCCAGGCUCCUCUGUGAGCGCUCUGCCCCUUCUCAGCUGCUCAACUCCAGCCUCAAGAGCCCUUGAGCCCUGGGGCUCAAGACUAUCUCUCCCUUCCCCCUUCACUUUCCUCUGGAGUCAGGAGUGCCUGGAGUCCAGGCAUGACUUCCCCCUGGCUUAUCUCCUCUUUACCUGUGUCCUGGGAACACUCACAACAAGCUGGGGGAGACAAUCAUUUCCGCAGACACAGGGUUACCCCCAUGUGAAGCAAGCAGCAAAUUGAUCUUAUCACAUGCCUCUGACCAGUUAGGGAGGCGAGUCAAAGAAGGUGCAGUGAGGAAGUAUAAUGUCACAUGCAACAUUUACAGGAAACUGGCUAGAAGACAGAAGGGGAACUUGAGAACUUGGUUGUUUUCAGCAGAUUAAAACAACACAGAAUGUGACUGCUGGAAAAGCUGGCACUGAUCUGAGAACUCCACUUCACUGAGGAAGACCAGACAGCACUGUUACACCCAGCACCUGUGGGUCAUCCACUGGAGAAGUGGCUUCCAAAGCCUCUGAGCAAAGGAGGAAGGAACAAACAACAAAUUAAUCAGACAGGAAGCGAAUAACCGCAGAAGGACGUCUGCCUCUGACUCAGUAUGUCACAUUUAACAAGAGGCCAGAGCUUGUCCAAAAUGGCUGUCCAAAAAUGACCUCACACUUGCGUUAGAAGAUGAUACCUUUUUCAGGGACAGUAUUCUCUCUUGGCUUCUGUCCUGCUGGCCCUCUGUCUGCCUGUGUCCCUGACCAUGGCUCCCUGCAGUACCCUUUAACGAUUUAUCAGCAAGACUGUUGAACGCAUAACUGCCCAAGAUGCCCGUCCCUCCCCCUCCAGCACCCCCGCCGCCCCCGACGUUUGCACUGGCCAAUACAGAGAAGCCUACCUUGAAUAAGACAGAGCAGGCUGGGAGAAAUGCUCUCCUUUCUGAUAUCAGCAAAGGGAAGAAACUAAAGAAGACAGUCACCAAUGACAGAAGUGCACCAAUAUUGGACAAACCUAAAGGAGCUGGUGCUGGAAGUGGUGGUGGUGGCUUUGGUGGAGGCGGCGGAUUUGGCGGAGGAGGUGGUGGCGGAGGCGGUGGAAGUUUUGGAGGGGGCGGACUUCCAGGUCUGGGAGGACUGUUCCAGGCUGGAAUGCCGAAGCUGAGAUCCACGGCCAACAGGGAUAAUGAUUCUGGAGGAAGCCGACCACCCAUGUUGCCACCGGGAGGAAGAUCCACAUCUGCCAAACCCUUUUCACCCCCAAGUGGCCCAGGGAGGUUUCCUGUGCCUUCUCCAGGCCACAGAAGUGGUCCCCCAGAGCCUCAGAGGAACCGAAUGCCGCCCCCAAGGCCCGACCUGGGCUCAAAGCCUGAUAGCAUCCCCCCUCCAGUACCUAGUACUCCAAGACCCAUUCAAUCAAGUCUGCACAACCGGGGGUCCCCACCAGUGCCCGGAGGCCCGAGGCAGCCCGGCCCCGGGCCCACUCCUCCCCCUUUCCCUGGAAACCGCGGCGCUGCUUUGGGAGGAGGCUCAAUACGUCAGUCUCCCUUGAGCUCCUCCUCGCCCUUCUCCAACCGGCCUCCCCUGCCGCCUACGCCCAGCAGGGCCUUGGAUGACAAACCCCCUCCGCCACCUCCUCCAGUAGGCAACAGGCCCUCCAUCCACAGGGAAGCGGUUCCCCCUCCUCCUCCUCAGAACAACAAGCCUCCAGUGCCUUCCACUCCGCGGCCUUCCUCCUCCUCACAGGCCCCACCUCCGCCGCCACCUCCCAGCAGGCCCGGGCCGCCUCCCCUGCCUCCAAGUUCCAGCGGCAAUGACGAAACCCCAAGACUCCCACAGCGGAAUCUGUCCCUCACUUCGUCCACGCCCCCCUUACCUUCGCCAGGACGUUCAGGUCCUCUUCCUCCCCCGCCCAGCGAGAGACCCCCACCUCCAGUGAGGGACCCGCCAGGCCGAUCAGGCCCCCUCCCACCACCUCCUCCAAUAAGCAGAAACGGCAGCACGUCUCGGGCCCUGCCUGCCACCCCUCAGUUGCCGUCCAGGAGUGGAGUAGACAGUCCAAGGAGUGGACCCAGGCCUCCCCUUCCUCCUGACAGGCCCAGUGCUGGGGCACCUCCCCCACCUCCACCAUCAACAUCUAUUAGAAAUGGCUUCCAAGACUCUCCAUGUGAAGAUGAGUGGGAAAGCAGAUUCUACUUCCAUCCAAUUUCCGAUUUGCCACCUCCAGAGCCAUAUGUACAAACGACCAAAAGUUAUCCCAGCAAAUUGGCAAGAAACGAAAGCCGGAGUGGAUCCAACCGAAGAGAAAGGGGUGCCCCACCACUCCCUCCCAUCCCGAGGUGAUCUUUGCCUGCUCUUCUCUACCCAAGCUCAAGAGCUGCUUCUGUUGCUAAGAACUGCACACCCUCCUCCCCGCUUCUUCCCUUGUGCCCCAUGUAUGGGCAGGAGGAAAGAUGGGAGGGUGAGUGGGAAUAUGCGUGUGUGCAUGGGAAUCGGUAAGAAAUGCACCUAGCUUUUCAUAUUGUUUAUUCUCCAGGCUAUUGCUUGCUUCAGCUGCAACCGGGGUCGAUAGGCUUUUGUGGUAAUAGGCAGAGAUGAAUUGCAUCCCAGCUUUCCACCAACCAAAUCCAAACAUUCACUGCUUAUUUGCCACAGACUGUAAUUAUUAAAGUCCCUGAGAGCUGUUUUCUCCCAUUCCUUUUUCGCAUGCUUGGCCUCCUGUCUGUUUCCAUGAACCACAGACCACCUAAGCAAGCUGCUGAGUAAGGGCUCACAGGAAACUUUUGCAGUCACAGGAUGUCCAAUCUUUGGCAGUCCGAGCUCAGCUCCAGGACAGAGCUGUCCAAUAGAAAUAUAAUGUGAGCCCCAUAUACAACUUCAACAUUUCUAGUAUAUUUUCAACAAGUGAAGUUAAUAUGCAUCCAAAGUAUUUCAACCUGUAAUCAACAUAAACUUUUAAUGAGAUAUUUUAUAUUAUCUUUUGGUACCGAGUCUUCAGAAUCCAGAGUGUAUUUUACAUUUACUGGUAGCACAUCUCCAUUUGGACUAGUCACAUUUUUAAGUGCUCAGUGGCCACAUGUGGGUGGUGGCUACUGGAUUAGACAGCAUAAGUCUGGAAGAUGGAAGCUAGUGCAGAAACCUCGUUUAAAAAACAAAAAAGGCAAGAUGGGCUUGAGCGAUUCAAGAGGCAACUAAAAAUAAAAUUAGGACUCAGUACCUCGUUUGACACACAGUUUGACCUUCAAUUUUGCUCUCUUAUCUUCCCUCUUCCCUUAAUAUCUGUAUACAAGUGUUGCUUCAAAGUACCAAGGUCAGAAAUUAAUUGAGUACGAUUUACUAAAGUCAUGUGGAAUAAAGCCACUGAAAAGAAACGGAGAGCCUGUCGGGACUUCCGGGCUCAGAACCAGCUGGCGCACGCCCUCACUUGUCAGUUGGACUUCUGCCUUGUGAAAUGGAAGCAGCCUUUGUUCCUCUCUGGCUGAGCAAGUUCCUGAGGCUGGGAGACACUAGGAAGGCUUGGUAGGAGGGGAAGAAAGUCAGGGAAAGGUGUCAAAUCAGAAACAUGGAAGAAGAAGGGAACAGAUUUGAGUUGGUGGGUAAAACUCUAAAAAUCUAAAUCUGAUUCUUAUGUAAGGGUUGAGCGAAUUAGGGAGAUUGCUAGUGGAAAUUGGAGGGAAUUUGUUUUGCAUCAUUUGUCUAGGAUCUAUGCAAAUACAGCUCCACUAAAGGACCAUAGGGAAGAGCCAGCCUUGCCUUUUCUUACAUGAUUUUGUUUACAAAAUUUUACUGGGACUUUUAAAUCUAGCUAUAGAGUUGGGAAAAAAUAUUUCCACUUAGAUAUUUUAUAUGGUUUUGUUUAAAAUGACCAUUACUUGUUUUUUAAAAACACAUGACCACAUAUGUAUAUGUGUAUCUACCUAAACAUUGUAUCAUGGUUUCAGUAUGUUAUUCAUGUAUUACUGGGAGAUGCUAACAAGAACCCAACCCAAAGAAAAUUCUGAAAAAUACAUUUCUAUUUAUAGAAUAAAUGUUUCAUUUAUAUAAAAGCAAAAGAACUUAGAGUUCUAAUAAAUGGGAUGUCUAAUAAAUUAUGAAGUUACUGAUUUGAAUAUAUUAUAUUUUUAUAACUUCCUUGCCAAAGUCCUGAUGUAGUACAUUAGAGAACCUGUGUUUCCUCUCUCAUCGACCAUUCAUCUGUCUUCCAUACAGUCAUUUGGGCUUUUUACUCAAAGAGAAUCAAGAAAUAAUAAGGUAUAACAAGCCUGGCAAAGUGUUGGUUUUUUAAAAAAAUUUGUUAAUCUCUAGCAGUUUGGUAAUUUAGCAGCAUCAUUUAUUUGGGAUUCUUUUAUCUGAUUUCAACAGUGAAAAGCAUCCCUGUGAUAAAGCCUAAUGACCCAUUUCACAAAAGAUGGAGUUUCCCCUUCCUAGAAAAUAUGACAGAGAAAAGUCUGACUCAAAGAAAGUGGGUCUGAAUUUUAUAAGGGGUAGUAACAAUUGGACAAUUCCUUUGCGUAUCUGAACUUGGCAGGUACCAUUCUAAAUUUGAAACAGGGUCAUAGCUCAAAGUUGCCAUUCAUCCAGAAUAGAGAUCUUUUAGAAUGUAGUGUUUUAAGUGAGUGUUUCAUUAAUACACCUACACCCUUUCUUUGAAAGUUUGCAACCUAAUUGCAUCUAAAACUUUGAGUAAGUUCUGUGGUAAAAUCUUAAACUAUGGAAAAUUACAAAAAUGAAUAUUUUCUUCCCUGAAAUCAGAGCUUACAUGUGUGUUUUUUUCAUAAAAUUUUCAGAUAAAUGUAUUCAACAUGUAAUACAGUAUUUUAACAUUCACCUCUUAUUUUAUAUUGAAAUGUAUUACAGUAUUAAAACUCAGUGUUCAGUAUUUAUUUCACUAUGCAUAUUAUUUAGUAAAAGCCAGGAGAAAUGUUUAAUCCAAUGGUGCCUUACUUUGUGAUUUAAAAGAAGUCAACUUUUUUUAUGUCUAAGUAGCAGAUUAUUUGCAUAUUUGUAAAAACUGUUAGGUCUUUAUAUUUUAAAUUGUAAUACCAGUUUUGUUAUUUUAGUAGCAGAAAUGGGAUGAUUGUUAAAGUUCCCAAAAAAUGUUGGCGUGAAAUUAAUUUUUUCCUCCUUAUAGUCAAGGACCGUAGAGGAAGAAAAACAUUUUUUUCAUGCCAUGCACUAUGUAAACAGACACAUUUUGGUAUCUGUGUCAUCAGGAUAGUGUAAAUGGUAGGGUAGAGACUCCCCCAGACAUCUGCAUCUUUGUAAGUUAGCCAGACAAUAAAGAAAAGCAGAAUGA